Molecule: messenger RNA, 375 nt
Organism: Linnemannia hyalina
Lineage: Eukaryota; Fungi; Mortierellomycota; Mortierellomycetes; Mortierellales; Mortierellaceae
Source: the annotation of a GenBank genome assembly
AUGCGCCUCAGUCAGUUACCCGUGAUUCUCUCGCUCUUGGUAUCUUCUGCCCUGACCUUUACUGCAGUACAUGGAUACCCAGCUGCCGGGUCAGUCAUGUCUGUUGCAUCGAUCACCAUCAUGGCGAUGCCCAUUUCUGUCCGGGCGGGUGAUAGAGUCACCUUCACUGGGCGGACCAAGGGGAUGCCAAUUGGCAGCAAACUCGUUCUCCAGCACAAGAAAGGCAGCAAGUGGACCACCCUUCAGGCAAGUACAACCGUCAAGCAGGGCAGCAGCUACUCGCUUGACGCCAAACUCAACGACAAGGGCAAGCAAGAGCUGAGGAUCACGCAUGAUGAAGUGACAUCUCCAACAGUCGCAGUUACUGUCCAGUGA